ACAUGAACACUUCAUUUUAAGGUGAUGUUACUUUCUAGGGCUGGGCAAAAAAAUUGAUGCUCUCAAAAGCCAUUUUUUUCGUGUUUCUGCAGACAUUGAACACAUCUGUUUGACAUUAAUUUUCUAGACUAGAUGUCAUUCUCUCAUUUACCUUGUCUUUUUCAUAUGUUGUCUCUGCAGGUGCAGAAGCAAAAACAAAUACAAAAAUGACAAAUACAAAAACGACAAAACAAUGGUGACUUGUGAAGGAGAAUCUGUGUGUCUCAAAUGUGGUGAGUAGUUCAGUAAAUUUAGUUUUUGGCCUUUGUUCCCAAAUGGGUCCAUAUGAAAAAGGGGAACAGGAUCAUGAGGGUGACUCGAACUUUUGUGUCUCCAACCACAUGGAAUGUGCUUAAACUACCAUAAUUCUCUAUUUUUAAUGUCAGAUGUGGGAUUCAUAAAGGUUCUUAAAGCCAAUUAUGGGCGGACUGAUUGCAAAACGUGCGCUAGUGGGAAACCAGCUGAUCAGCUCUCAAAUACACGCUGUCUUGCACAGUCAUCUCUCUCCACAAUGUCCGCUCGGUGUGAUGGAACAAAGAGCUGUACUAUUCCUGCAGUAAACUCCGUUUUCUCUGAUCCUUGUUAUGGUACUUCUAAAUACCUGGAUAUGUUGGCGUUUAAUUCUUGUGAACUAAAUGCUUCAAAUUCUGUCUUCUCUGAUCCAUGUCUGGGUGUCCAUACAUAUCUGGAAGUGACAUACAGCUGUAAAUAA
This is a messenger RNA of Megalobrama amblycephala (Wuchang bream), 751 nucleotides long. Its product is annotated as L-rhamnose-binding lectin CSL3-like. Lineage: Eukaryota; Metazoa; Chordata; Actinopteri; Cypriniformes; Xenocyprididae. Bases 386 to 751 code for a protein of 121 amino acids. The transcript is spliced from 3 exons. The record is from RefSeq and is a predicted model, not a curated record. Gene Ontology annotation, molecular function: carbohydrate binding.